Molecule: messenger RNA, 540 nt
Organism: Phragmites australis (common reed)
Lineage: Eukaryota; Viridiplantae; Streptophyta; Magnoliopsida; Poales; Poaceae
Product: basic blue protein-like
Exons: 2
Coding region: 75-455 (126 amino acids)
Cellular component (GO): plasma membrane
Molecular function (GO): electron transfer activity
Source: RefSeq, a predicted model, not a curated record
AAUUCAACCCGACAAAAACUUCUCUUUGUAGUUGCAAGUCGUGUGUAAGGUCUGAGCAAGCACAUAAAUACGCCAUGGGAAGAGGCAUGUGCAGUGCCAGCCUUGUGGCUCUAGGUUUCGCGCUCCUUGUCUGUUCAGCGAUGGUGUCUGCUGAAACCUAUGUCGUUGGAGAUUCAAAGGGCUGGGGCUUGUCUGUGUCGUAUGACAGCUGGUCUAACGGAAAGCCCUUCGCUGCUGGUGACACGAUCGUUUUCAAUUUCCUGGCAGGCGUGCACAACGCGGUGGCCGUGGGCGCGUCGGAGUACCAGAGCUGCAAGGUGCGCAGUGCCGCAGACUCAGCCGCGAUGGCAUCUGGCACCGCCAAGUUUGAUCUCAAGAAGGGCGUGAACUACUUCAUCUGCGGCGUCCCCGGCCACUGCGCUGCCGGGAUGAAGCUCCGAGUUGUCGCCAACUGAUGGAGGAUCAGCUAAAAAAAACUGCUAUAUAUGUGUGUGCAUGCAUGUUGUGUGUCCCCUUAAAUAACCUGCACCCAUGCAUGGA